Tarenaya hassleriana is the source of this 606-nucleotide messenger RNA. RefSeq names its product acyl carrier protein 1, mitochondrial-like. Lineage: Eukaryota; Viridiplantae; Streptophyta; Magnoliopsida; Brassicales; Cleomaceae. The record is from RefSeq and is a predicted model, not a curated record. Gene Ontology annotation, biological process: fatty acid biosynthetic process. Gene Ontology annotation, cellular component: mitochondrion. Gene Ontology annotation, molecular function: acyl binding; acyl carrier activity. The transcript is spliced from 2 exons. The coding region runs from base 67 to 444 and encodes 125 amino acids.
CUACCUUUCUGAACUCCCAGAGAGAGAGGCUUACACAUCGAUCCCUAACCCUCGAAGAGACCGGAAAUGGCUCUGAGAACAGCGAUUCUUCGACACGUUAGGGUUCCGGUGCAAACCCUAGCACUCACAGGAGCCAAGAUUCCUCAAAUCAAUCUCCGUAAUUCCGCUCGAUCCUUUUCAUCGCACGAUGAUCAUCUCACCAAGCAGGAAGUCGUCGACAGAGUUCUCGAUGUCGUUAAGAGCUACCCUAAGGUCGAUCCCGCUAAGGUGACUCUUGAUGUCCACUUCCAGAAAGAUCUGGGUUUGGACAGCCUGGACACUGUGGAGAUAGUGAUGGCUCUGGAAGAGGAGUUCAAGCUCGAAAUACCCGACAAAGAAGCUGUUAGGAUCGAUUCUUGUUCUCUCGCCAUUGAAUAUGUUUACAACCAUCCCAUGUCCAGCUAAGCCGGCUCGCGAGGUUUUCCCUGUUUGUGCCCCCUUUUUGUUCCCUGUCUCUGGGCAUUAAAGAUGUCAUCUUGAGCUUCUCUAGUAUCUGAGAUUUGCAAAUAAAUCCAAAUCUGCUUGGUUGGACAUUGUCUAUUCAAAACAGUUUCAGUUUCCAAUUUA